AUGGACCUCGCAAGCCGGCCGCUCACCAAGCGGCCACGCGCGUCGCUGGCCUGCAACGCGUGUCGCCAGACAAAGUCCAAGUGCGACGGCAACCGACCCGUCUGCGAGCGCUGCAGAAACAAUGGCAGCGCCUGCGUCUACACCCAGGGCGGCCGCGACAAGCGCAUGGAGCGCCAGGAGGAGCGCAGGGCAAACAUGGCCCUCGUCAGCCGCGUCAAGGAGCUCGAAGCCCGCCUGGCCGCCGCCACCGCCCGCCAGACCCCGGACCCGACUCCCAAAGACCGUCCCGCCGACCCCCUCGAGGCCCUGCCCGACGCCGGGACCAAGGCCGCUGUCCGGACCGCCGAAUCGAUGACGACGGCCGACGCCAUCGCCACCGGCCUCUUCGACCAGCCGCCCGCCGUCGACAUUGGCUACUUUGGGUCGAGCUCCAACCACGCCUUCUUCUGGUCCCUGUCGGCCAGCAUUGAAAACGUCGGCCACCGCAGCGCCUGUCGCUACCAGGAGCCCUUCUCGCGCCAGGGCCCGGCCGUCGACCACCGCCCUCGCCACCCGGCAGAGCCGGCGUCCGCGAGUCAUGCUGCGCCGCCGGCGCCGGUCUCGGACGACGAUUCCUUCCCGGAGCCUCGCCUGGCCGUCGAGUGGACCACCCGCUUCUUCGACACCGUCGGCACCGUCUUGCCCUAUAUUGGCGAGUCAGACGUCCUCCGCGAGAUUGACAAGAUUGAUACCCGCGGCCAGGGGUGGCAGUCGGCCGGCCGCUCCACACAGGCCCUGCUCAGCAUCGUCUUUGCCCAGGCCCUGUACGCCAUGGGCGGCGAGCGUUCGCCUGAGCCCUUUUAUCGACGCGCCUUGAGCUUGCUGGAUGAAAAAACGGUUUACAUCCCCACCAUCGACGCGCUUCAAGCGUUGCUUCUUCUCGCCAGCCUCCAGCAGAACACGCAGCGAUCCAUGGAGAGUUGGACACCGCACUACCGCGCCGUCCGGAUCUCCUAUCAGCUCGGCAUCCACGCGCCGGCGUCGUACGAGUACCUGGGCAUCCAGGAGAAAGAGAUUCGCUCGAGGCUGUGGUUUGCCGUCGUGAACCAGGACAGGAUCCUGACGGCUGGCCUGGCCCGUCCCUGUCUCAUCCCGUUGCAACACGUCCGCAUGGAGCUCACAGACUUCCUGGGUCCCCUGCGCCCGAUCCGGACCGCCGACAUGUCGUGUCCCAAGGAGAGCUUGGUUUACUUCCGCCAUCUCAUAGCCCUGCACGAAAUUCUCGGCAUCACCGUCGACUCCAUCUACAGCUCCAACAUCAGCUCGUCUAGCAGACUCGCGCUCGGAGACUUGUUGGCCAAGACGGUUGAUCUUUCCUGGAGACUCGAGAAGUGGCGCGAGAGCGCAGCCCCUCCCGGCAUCGUCAGCGCCGACGCCGACUUCGGCACGUGGACGGCGGCGGGCUUCGAGGCCGAGCGAUACACCAUCCUCCUCUCCAUCUUCCACUACCGCGCCAUGAUGCUUCUGCACGGGUCGCUGCUGAUGAGGGUCCUGGAGCGAGUCACGAGCUUCGGGCAGGAUGCCUCCUCGGGCGUUCUCCAGGACGCGGCCCUGUCUCUCUUGAGCAACUACCUGCGGGCCAUUCGGGACUGGCUCCGCCUCAUCAACGGCAUCCUCCGCCACGGGCGCUCGUUCCUUAACCGAAAUGCGGUGUGGUGGACGAGCAACUACAUGAUGCUCUCUACAUGUAUUCAUACGUUUGCCUUUUGGCAGCUGUCGUCAAACCUCAAGUCGAGCAUGGCAGUUCUCAGCGUCCACACCAACGACGUUGAGGCCCUCCUCCGGGGUAGCCUCGACACGCUGAAGCUCCUGGGGGGCACCAGCAUCAUGAGCCGCAAGGCACAUCGCUGUCUCCAGCGAUACAUGGAGUUCUUGAAUAACAUGCGCCCGCCUACCGGCAGCUCCAUGAACACGGGCGCCGUAACCAGCGAGGUCGGCGCUCUCUCGGCCCCGGCCACCGAGCCGACCCGCGCAUCGCCCACCGCUUGCGACCAGACCGACGAAGGCCUGCCGCCGACGGACCCGCCGGAAAUGCAGUGGACCCCGGCGAACCCGGUCGGCGAGGGCCUGUCGGUUGAGAUUGGCAACGACGUGAUUGCCAGCUGCAUUGAUGACAUGUUUGGCAGCCUCGACCACGACAGCUUUAUGAAUACACACUUUUUUGGCCUCGAGCAGGCAAUCAGCGACUUUGACGCCUGCGGUUUCAUCUAG
Messenger RNA from Hirsutella rhossiliensis, 2250 nucleotides. Its product is annotated as fungal specific transcription factor domain-containing protein. The transcript is spliced from 7 exons. Lineage: Eukaryota; Fungi; Ascomycota; Sordariomycetes; Hypocreales; Ophiocordycipitaceae. Bases 1 to 2250 code for a protein of 749 amino acids. Gene Ontology annotation, molecular function: DNA binding; zinc ion binding; DNA-binding transcription factor activity, RNA polymerase II-specific. Gene Ontology annotation, biological process: DNA-templated transcription; regulation of DNA-templated transcription. The record is from RefSeq and is a predicted model, not a curated record.